CAGUGUUCCGCGGAUCGCGCCCCAGUAUAGUCAUUUUUUAUUAAUUUUUUUUUUAAAAAAUCAAUUAAACCUCCCAUUUGCUUCACGAUUUCCGUUUUACAAAUUACUAAUAAUAGUGCGGUAAAUAUAUAAAUAUAAAAUAAACGUGGAAUAAAACGGUUUGAUGUCAUUUUGUGAUUUCGGGCCGUGGGAAAAAUAUUUAUUACCAUCAUUAUGAAUUAGCCUAGUGUAAUGAUAUCUUUAAGUGAAUGUAGUGAUUGUUUGUGUGAUAAGUGAUAUAUAUUUUUGAAUAUCUAGAUUGUUUAAUAAUAUAAUCAUAUAUUAAUGUAUCACUACGACAACAAAAACGAUGAUUUUGAUGUUUUGAUGCUUAAUUCAUCAAAUGAAUCGUCAAUAAUGUGCGAUCCUACGGCUUUACUUGAUCUUGUACCUGACGAAGAGUUGAUCAAGAGAUCGUGUAUCGAUUAUAACGAGUACACUUAUUGUCACGGUGCCAGAGGUUGUUUACUGGACAACUCGGCACCACGGGGACCGCCCGAUGUGCCACCUCGUAACCCCACAAUGAAUCGUUUGAACGGAAGACUGCCAGGUAGCCACGUAACAAGCGAGCACGAGCGUGAUCUAGACUUAGAGCCUUCUUGUCUUGUUCGUACGCCGUCUGGAAAUUUUUAUAACAAACCACCAAAGAAUAAUAAGAAUGAAUACAAUAACAAACAUCAGUCUACAGGAAAUAGUCCAAUAAAAGUAGAGUUACAAAACAAUAUGGACAGGGUACCGUUGCCUUACGGGCAUGCGCCAUCAAUGAUUCCAAUGAGGAGGCAAAGUAUUAGGUGUCAUUUCCGUAAAGGAAUAGACUGGUGCAGUUGGAAAUUGAUCGCUAUUGUUUCUAUAACGGUCGCAAUUUGUCUAAUUGGUGCUUUAAUAUAUUUAGCUGCGUCCAGUUCAGUUACUUGGCCGUAUCACACAACGAAGGCCUGUAACGUACUGGUUGGUGAUAGCAGCGAAAAGUCUGAGACUAAAAAUUCGACGUCUGCAUCAGCAACUUCGACUCCUGGUAGAUCGCGACAGCCGUCAUCAGGAGGUGAGAAUCGUGAAUCUGUUGAUAUUAAUGGUAUUGUUUAUAGUAGAAAACGUAGAGACACUAUCCAGCAUGAUGAAUGGAAUUCAGAUAAUCCUCAGUUAGAUAAAAUGGUAACUAUGCAUGAUAACUUGUUGCAUGAUGGUGGUGGUUUUUAUGAAAAUACUAAUCUUGUUAAUGGUGAUAAGGUUACUUUGGGAUCUAGCUUUCAAACUAUUACAUUUAAAUCACAAAAUUCAUUUUAUGAUGAUCAGACUCCUAGUUCUGAUGAUAAAAGUACUACUAUUGCUGAUCAAACUACUAUCUUUGAUGAUCCAACUACAAUCUUUGAUCAGGCAUCAUCUCUAAUGAUUAAAACUCUUCCAACCCAUGAAAAUGUAUCAACUCUUCCAAAUGAUGGAAAUUUAUCAACUUUUUCAAAUAGUGGAAUUUUAACAACUCUUCCAAACCAUGAAAAUGUAUCAACUCUUCCAAAUAGUGGAAAUGUAUCAACUCUUCCAACCCAUGAAAAUGUAUCAACUCUUCCAAACAAUGAAAUUGUAACAACUCUUCCAAAUAGUGAAAAUGUAUCAACUCUUCCAAAUCGAGGCAAUGUAUCAACUCUUCCAAAUAGUAGAACUGUAACAACUCUUCCAACCCAUGAAAUUGUAUCAACUCUUCCAAACAAUGAAAUUGUAUCAACUCUUCCAAAUAGUGAAAAUGUAUCAACUCUUCCAAAUCGGGGCAAUGUAUCAACUCUUCCAAACAGUGGAAUUAUAACAACUCUUCCGAACCAUGAAAAUGUAUCAACUCUUCCAAAUAGUGGAAAUGUAUCAACUGUUCCAAAUGAUAAGAAUUUAUCAGCUCUUUCAAAUCCAGAAAAUGUAUCAACUCUUCCAAAUCGGGUCAAUGUAUCAACUCUUCCAAACCAUGGAAAUUUAUCAACUCUCCCAAAUCAUAGAAGCUCAUCAACUCUUUCGAACUAUGAAACGGUAUCAAUUUCACGCCAAACUGAAUCAAAGGAUCAAUUAACAACCGAGUCAGUGAUAAAAAUAACAGAUGAACUUUUCGAAUCAUUUUUACCAACCGAAAUAAAUGAACCCGACCGCGUAAUAAUAGAAGACGUGCCUGAAAAGGCGCAGCAAGAUUUUCCCGGAUCUCUUUACAAUUCCGAAGUUGUCGAGAUCGUAAAACUAAAUCCCGAUAGUCCAGAGUCACCUCAAAAUACUUAUACUGUCGAAGAGGAUGAACAUAAACUAGGAUCACAGGAUGAUAUGAUGAAAGAAAGCCAAGAGUUUGAAUCGCAUGAGAUUAAAGACUACGACGAGCAUCCAUCAGGAGUAAAGUCAUUAGUGUCAAAUAAUAUUAACAAAUCUCAAGAUUUAUCGCAUGAAACGCAUGAUUUUUAUAAUCCGGUAUCAAAUAAUAACAAACAAACUGAUACUGGAUCACGUAUUCUUGUUAACGUCACGAUAUCGAGCUUGGAUUCAUUUACAUCUACAUCUAAACAAAUUUACGUAGUAUCUGUAUCUGUACCGAGUAAUCCUGUGCCGGGUGAUUUAUUAACUCCUGGGAUAAUUAACAUACCCGAACUUAAAACUCCUGGUCCUGAUCCCGCUGGGGCUAAGCUGGAACUGGAAUCACUGGAACUGCCUCCGCCACCUCAGCCUCCGGGUUCUCCACCUCCCAUCUGGGCUGGCGGGGAAUGCGAGUGUUCUUGCCCAUGUAUGGACUCGUCUGAUGAUGAUUGGGACUCUUUUUCAGCAGAUGAUCAGUCUUUUGCUGAUGAUCAUGUAGAUAACUCGGAAGAAUCUCAGAGUUACAAUUCCGAGUUUGAGGGAACUACUGUUAGUGAAACCGAAUCAACUGAUGGGUUUAGUACUGAGGGUUUGUGUGGUACUACUCCCUUGCCACCGGAACCUACUAUUCUUAUUUUGGAAGGUGCCAGAACAUUCCCCGCCAGGUCAUUUCCACCAGACGGUACGACGUUCGCUCAAGUGACCUUAGGUCAGCAUUUAAACAAAGAAAUUCCCGCGUACAGUUACUGGAACAUGCAAUUCUACCAAUCGGAAGCUGCUUACGUGAGGUUUGAUUACAAUAUACCUCGUGGGGCGUCUAUUGGAGUCUACGCACGAAGGAACGCACUGCCUACACACACGCAAUACGAUCUACUGGAAGUAUUGAGCGGAUUCAAAGCCCGAACAACUCGCGCUUCACACCCUUCGAUAAAAAAAGAGGUGACUCAUUACAUGGAACCCGGUCACUGGUUCCUUUCACUCUACAACGACGACGGUGAUCCUCAGGAAAUUUCAUUCAUUGCUGUGAUAGCAGAAGACAUGACUCACAAUUGUCCGAAUGGUUGCAGUGGCAAAGGCGAGUGUUUACUAGGUCACUGUCAAUGUAAUCCAGGAUUUGGUGGUGAAGAUUGCAGUGAAAGUGUCUGCCCAGUUCUUUGCAGUCAACGUGGUGAGUACAUUAACGGCGAGUGUCAAUGCAACCCCGGAUGGAAGGGCAAGGAAUGCUCGCUAAGGCACGACGAGUGUGAAGUACCAGAUUGCAAUGGUCACGGUCAUUGUACCAACGGCAAGUGCAACUGCGUACGUGGAUACAAAGGAAAGUUUUGUGAGGAACCAGAUUGCCCUCAUCCAACUUGCUCAGGUCACGGGUUCUGCGCCGAGGGAACUUGCAUUUGCAAAAAGGGAUGGAAGGGAAUUGAUUGCAGUCAGAUGGAUAAAGAAGCCCUGCAGUGUCUUCCUGAUUGCAGUGGUCAUGGUAACUUUGAUCUAGAAACCCAGACGUGCCAUUGCGAGCCGAUGUGGUCAGGUGAUGAUUGCUCCAAGGAAUUGUGUGAUUUGGAUUGUGGGCCGCAUGGUCACUGCGUUGACAAUGCAUGCGACUGUGUCGCCGGAUGGUCUGGCGAGCUCUGCAAUCUCAAACAGUGCGACCCUCGUUGUAACGAACACGGGCAAUGCAAAAACGGAACGUGUUUAUGUGUCACUGGAUGGAAUGGUCGGCAUUGCACGAUGGAAGGCUGCCCCAAUUCCUGCUCAGGCCACGGCCAGUGUCGAGUCAAUGCAGACGCUCAAUGGGAGUGCAGAUGCUACGACGGCUGGGAUGGUAAAGACUGUGGUGUUCUGUUGGAGCAAAACUGCAACGAUCAACGUGACAAUGACAAAGAUGGUCUAAUCGACUGCGCGGAUCCUGAAUGCUGCGGAAAUCACGCUUGCAGAGGUAGCCAAUUGUGCGUGUCAGCGCCCAAGCCUAUCGAUAUCUUGCUCCGUAAGCAGCCACCCGCAAUAACCGCAUCUUUCUUUGAACGGAUGAAGUUUCUGAUUGACGAAGGUAGUUUGCAGAAUUACGCGCGUCAAGAAAGUUUCAACGAAAGUGUGUUCUGGAAUCACUUCAACACGAGUCGAUCAGCGGUGGUGCGUGGACGAGUAGUGACAUCAAUGGGAACAGGAUUAAUGGGCGUGCGUGUCAGUACAAGUACACCCUUGGAAGGUUUCACAUUGACACGUGAUGACGGUUGGUUUGAUCUGCUCGUCAAUGGUGGGGGAGCUGUCACACUACAAUUUGGACGAUCGCCAUUCAAACCACAGACACAUAUUGUCUUUGUGCCAUGGAAUGAGGUGGUCAUAAUAGACAGGAUAGUGAUGAGCACCGCGGACGAGAAACCACCGGUUCAUAUCACGCAUGCCUGUGCUGCUCAUGACUACGAUUUGAUGAAGCCAGUGGUUCUCGCGACGUGGAAACACGGGUUCCAGGGAGCUUGUCCAGAAAAAAGUGCUAUUCUUGCCGAAUCUCAAGUGGUCCAAGAAAGUCUACAGAUUCCUGGAACUGGUCUCAAUUUGGUUUAUCACAGCUCACGUGCUGCGGGCUACCUCUCGACGAUCCAGCUCCAACUUACUCCAGAAAGCAUUCCUCCGACAUUGAAUCUCAUUCACUUGCGCAUCACCAUUGAGGGAAUUUUAUUCGAGAAGACUUUUGAAGCUGAUCCAGUUAUUAAAUUCACUUACGCCUGGAAUCGGCUGAACGUAUAUCGUCAGAGAGUUUACGGAGUCACUACGGCAAUGGUGAAGGUUGGUUACGAGUACAGUGAUUGCAAGGACAUAAUCUGGGACGUCCAGACCACUAAAUUGAGUGGCCAUGAUAUGUCAAUCUCUGAAGUAGGAGGUUGGAAUCUGGAUAUCCAUCACCGUUACAACUUCCACGAAGGAAUCCUUCAGAAAGGUGAUGGGUCUAACAUCUAUCUCAAGCACAAGCCGCGAGUGAUUCUUACCACAAUGGGUGAUGGUCAUCAACGCCCAUUAGACUGCUUUGAAUGCGAUGGACAGGCUUCCAAGCAACGACUUUUAGCACCAGUUGCUUUAGCAGCUUCUCCAGAUGGGGCGAUAUUUGUUGGAGACUUCAAUCUUAUUCGUAAGAUCCUAGUCGAUGGAACUGUCAAAACCGUCGUACGUUUGAACGCUACCCGAGUGUCUUAUCGCUACCACAUUGCACUGAGUCCCCUUGAUGGAGUCCUCUAUAUUUCAGACCCAGAGUCACAUCAGAUUAUUCGCGUACGCGACGUCAAUGACUACACAGACCCAGAUCACAAUUGGGAGACCGUUGUCGGCUCGGGUGAGCGAUGCCUUCCUGGUGACGAAGCUCACUGUGGAGAUGGCGCUUUAGCGAGAGAUGCCAAGCUGGCUUAUCCAAAAGGCGUAGCAGUGUCUGCUGAUAACGUUCUUUACUUUGCUGACGGAACCAACAUCCGAAUGGUCGAUCGUGAUGGUAUAAUAACGACAGUAAUAGGCAACCACAUGCACAAAUCUCACUGGAAGCCGAUACCAUGUGAAGGAACUCUCAAUGUCGAGGAGGUUCAUUUGCGCUGGCCUACAGAGCUGGCCAUAAAUCCCCUCGACAAUUCACUUCACAUUAUCGACGACCACAUGGUCUUACAGCUCGCGCCAGAUGGUCGCGUCAAAGUUGUUGCAGGACGACCAUUACACUGUGCCAGCCCGUCAACAACUUUCGACACUGAACUCGCUACCCACGCGACCCUUGUGAUGCCGCAGUCCAUCGCAUUCGGUCCAUCCGGUAGCUUGUACAUCGCCGAAAGUGAUUCGCAGAGAAUAAACCGCGUCCGGGUCAUUGGGACUGAUGGUAAGAUUGGACCAUUCGCUGGAGCCGAGUCUAAAUGCAAUUGCCUUGAGCGCGGAUGCGAUUGCUUUGAAGCUGAUCACUAUCUGGCGUCAACGUCAAAGUUCAACACCAUUUCCGCCGUGACCGUAUCACCGGAUGGGGUCGUUCAUAUUGGAGACCAAGCAAACUAUCGCAUCAGAUCGGUGAUGGCCAGCAUUCCGGACGCCUCUGGAGCUCGUGAGUAUGAAAUCUACUCGCCAGAUACUCAAGAAAUCUAUGUGUUCAAUCGCUUUGGCCAGCAUAUCUCUACCAAAAACAUUCUGACAGGUGAAACCUUCUAUGUCUUUACGUAUAACGUCAAUACCAGCAACGGAAAAUUGAGCACAGUUACAGACGCCAGUGGGAACAAAGUCUUUUUGCUGAGAGAUUACAGCAGUCAAGUGAACUCUAUUGAAAAUACCAAGGGACAGAAGUGCAGACUGAGAAUGUCACGCAUGAAAAUGCUCCACGAAUUAAGCACUCCAGAUAAUUACAACGUGACCUUUGAUUAUCACGGCUCGACAGGAUUGCUAAAGACUAAAUUAGACAGCACUGGCAGAAGUUACGUCUACAAUUACGAUGAAUUUGGACGUCUGACUAGCGCAGUUACGCCGACGGGUAAAGUUAUCGAUUUGACAUUUGAUCUGAGCGUUAAGGGAGCGACAGUCAAAAUUGGCCAGAACAACCGCAAACCCGUUUCAAUGCUAAUUAAAGGCUCUUCUGUUCUGACUAAAAUCGGAGAAGCCGAAGCGAGAACAACAGUAGCCGGUGAUGGAUCUGUUGGUCGAGUUACGUCCUGGUCGCAUACAGUCAGCACCGAUACGCUUCCGUAUGCUAUUUUAGCUGAAAUUGAAGCUCUGUUAGGUGAAAGCUAUCCAGUGCCUGCUAAGCAGCGAACUGAGAUCGCUGGUGAUCUGGCAAAUAGAUUUGAAUGGCGGUACUUUUUACGCAAGGUCCAGGGCAAGAACCGUGGCAACCCUAAAGCGAUUGCCCAAGUCGGAAAGAAACUUCGCGUUAAUGGUGACGUCUUGCUCUCACUUGAAUACGACCGCGAAAGUAAUACCGUUGCGGUAUUUAUUGAUGACCGCGUAGAACUGCUCAAUGUCACUUACGACCGAAAUGCGCGACCUCUCAAGUGGCUGCCGAGAAACGGAAUCUUCUCGGGAGUGGAUCUGGAGUACGAUAGAUUCAGUCGAUUGACCAGAUGGACCUGGGGUGACAUCAGCGAGAGCUACGGAUUCGACCGUGCUGGUAGACUGUUCGAAAUAAAAUACAGUGACAAUACCGCGAUGGUCUACGCAUUCAAAGACAUGUUCAGUAGUCUGCCGCUAAAAGUGACGACACCAAGAGGUAGCGAUUAUCUGUUGCAAUACGACGAGGCGGGAGCUUUGCAAUCUUUGACUACACCUCGUGGUCACAUCCAUGCGUUCUCACUUCAAACAUCUUUAGGAUUCUACAAGUACCAAUACUACUCGCCAAUGAACCGACAUCCCUAUGAAAUUCUUUACAAUGACGACGGCCAGAUUCUCGCUAAAGUUCUGCCCCAUCAAAGUGGUAAAGUCGCUUACGUCUACGACCAUGCGGGUAAACUAGAGACCACAUUGGCUGGGCUGUCGUCUAUUCACUACACGUACCAAGAAACGACUUCCCUAGUCCGCAGUAUUGACAUAAACGAGCCCAACUUCGAAAUGCGUAUCGAGUACAAGUAUCACGCGGGAAUCGUAAAGGAUGAGAAGAUAAAAUUCGGCAGCAAGAGCGGAAUGGACAAUGCGCACUAUCGCUACCAGUAUGACGGCAACGCCAGAAUUUCUGGAAUCGAAGUUGACAUCAAUGGAAAACAGUUGCCGCAGUUACGGCUCAAGUACAACCAGAACCUGGGAGUGCUUGAAGGAAUUGGUGACUUGAGGAUUUACAGAAACACUUUCAAUAGGUCGGUGAUGCAGGAUGCAAGCAAGCAAUUCUUUACCGUGACUGAUUAUGACGAGCACGGUCGUGUCAAGAGUAUUGUCAUGAACAUCCGGUCGAUGGACGUUUUCCGCAUGGAAUUGGAGUAUGAUAACCGCAACAGGAUAAAGAUGCGCAAGCUGACUAUCGGCAAGGACUCGAUGGACAAAAAGGAAUGGUCGCGCAUGGAUAAAAUUACUUACAACGCUGACGGCCAUGUUCUGGAGGUUGCGGAUACUGACAACAACUGGCAGUACGCUUACGACGAGAACGGAAACGUUGUCGGAGUUACUGAACACAAUGAAAAAAUAACUCUGGGUUACGAUAGUGGAGAUCGUGUUGUUCAGUAUGGAGACGUUGAGUUUAAUUCCUACGAUAAUCGUGGGUUCGUUGUGAUACGCGGGGAACACAAGUACAGAUACAAUUCACGUGGUCAGUUGAUUCAUGCCUCAGAGCACAAAAAGUUCCAGAUCUGGUACUACUACGAUGACCGUGGACGUCUGGUAUCUUGGAACGACGAUCGAGAAAAUAUAACCCAAUUUUUCUACGCCAAUCCCAAGACUCCUGAUCUGAUAACUCACGUCCAUUUCCCUAAAGCUGCAAAGACCUUCAGAUUUUUGUACGACUCACGCGAUUUCUUGAUGACCGUCGAGACUUCAGAGCAGCGUUUCUACGUCGCAUCAGAUCAGAACGGAUCGCCAUUGGCUCUGUUUGAUACCAAUGGUAAUCUGAUAAAGGAAAUGCGUCGCACGCCAUUUGGAAAGAUUAUCAAAGACACGAAUCCAGAUUUCUAUCUACCGAUUGACUUCCACGGCGGGCUCUUUGACCCAAUAACCAAAUUAGUCUACUUGAAUAAACGGCUCUAUGAUCCCACUGUCGGUCAAUGGAUGACUCCAGCCUGGGAGCAGAUGGUCAACCAAUUGACCACUCCCACCGACAUCUUUAUCUACCGAUUCCGUAACAACGAUCCAAUAAAUGCUAAAUUGAACGUCGAGUACAUGACCGACUUGUCCAGCUGGUUGAAACUCUACGGAUACGACAUUCCAUCUAUGCUAGGCUCCGAGUACACAAAGGCAAUGGUCUAUCAGCCAACGGCAACCAUAACCUCGCCUCAACUAACCCCCGACUUUGGUGUAAUGUCCGGACUUGAAUGCAUCGUAAACCGCGUUCACGAAAAAUUCUCAGACCUUGAUUUUGUGCCCAAGCCUCUUUUGAAACUAGAACCCAAAACCCGAAACUUGUUGCCACGCGUCGCGCAUCGACGUGCAGUUUUUGGCGAAGGAAUUCUCGUUUCACGCGUCGGAGGCCGCGCAUUAGUGAGCGUCGUAGAUGGCGUCAACAGCGUGGUCCAAGACGUAGUGACCAGCGUUUUCAACAAUUCAUAUUUCUUGCCCCUGCACUUCAGCGUUCACGAUCAAGACGUUUUCUACUUUGUCAAAGACAAUGCAUUGAAAAUGCGCGACGAUAUGGAAGAGCUGCGCAGACUCGGAGGCAUGUUCAAUGUUUCCACACAUGAGACGACUGAACAUGGCGCUGGUACAUGGAAAGAGUUGCGUCUCCACAACCCCGAUGCCGCUGUAGUGAUAAAGUACGGCGCAGACCCCGAACAAGAGCGACACAGAAUUCUCAAGCAUGCGCACAAGCGUGCCGUAGAACGCGCAUGGGAAAUUGAGAAGCAGUUAGUCGCUGCUGGGUUCCAGGGACGAGGGGACUGGUCGAAAGAGGAGAAGGAUCAGUUGCUAAGUCGUGGAACCGUCGAUGGGUACGAGGGCGCUGAUAUUCACAGUGUCCACAGGUAUCCUCAGCUGGCUGACGACCCCGGGAACGUUGCUUUUACGCGCGAUACCAAAAGAAAGAGACGCAAGAGUGGCAACAGACGACUCAGUAGAUAUCACAGGCAUGACACGUGAUUAAUUAUUGAGGGUUAUAAUUAAAUAUAAACAUUUUUUGUUUUUAAGUGAUUUGGUGCCAUAGGCUUUUAUUAUUGUUUAUAAAAAAACAAAAAACACUAAAAAUUAUAAACUUAAAAAGUGAUUUGUAUAUGGAAAAGUGUCAAAAUUAAGCUAGUCCUUGCUUAGUAAAAUAAUUAUUUUGUAGUAUAACUAAAAGUUUAAAAUAAUGAAGAAAAAAAAAUAACCUAACCUAAGAUGUUAUAUAAAAAUAUUAAAAUAUAUAUGUAUAAAUAUAUUAAACGACCGAGGUUUCUUUGGGGCAAUGAUAUUUUUUGCAUCACAGGGUCUUACAGAUAAGACGUAAAAUAUGAUAAGGAUUCAAAUGAAAAAAAAAAAAAAAAAAAAAAAAUUCAUUGUCCGUUCGUCCAAGUAAUUAACGAUUGUUGAGGUACACAAACUUACACAUAGAUGGCAGGAGUACUGCAAAAAUAUUUUUAAACGAUGCAAAUAAUAAUAAUUAUUAGUCAUAGUUACUGAUAAUUGAUAAUUAAUUAACUAAUGAGAUUGAGGGGGAUAUUAUUUUGUAAAUAUAACAAUUAAGCGUUUGAAUAUAUCUAUUGUGGUAAUUGUAGAUAGUAUUACUUAUCGAUAACAAAAUAAAUUAUAUCGGUAUGAAUGCCGAUGCUUUUUUAUAUGUAAAACACUCUACACUAUUAUGUAUGUAUGUAUUAUUUUUUUUAUUGAACAAAAAAUUUUUUUUUAUAUUAUUAUUAUUAUUAUGGAUUUAUUUUAUCGCGAAUUGAAUAUCGUGGUUAUUUUUAAUUUUUUUAUAAUUGUACAUAUAAUCAAUAAAUAAUUAUUAAAAUUAUUAUUUUUUAUCGCGUGUUGUUUUAUUUUAUUUCUAAGAUUGAGAUUUUUGAAGCAUGGCAAAAAUUUUUUUUAGGUUAGGUCAUAAGAUCAAAUUUUGGGAUAUCAAAUUAUGAUUUAUUGCCUUAGCAAUUCGACUAAAAGUAAAUUACUGGCAUUAACCUAAAGAACCGUAAUUUACUGCAAAUUUGCCGUAACAUGCGGUGUUGAACUGUUAAUUACCAUAGUUUACCGAAAACGCCAUUUUUACGGCAAUGUCCCUUUUUAAGGUAAUUAACGGUAACUUUUAUCGUGCGAUCUUUUCAAGUUGAAUUGGAUAAAUUUUUCAUGGGAGAAUAAGUGGGUUUUACCAUGCAUUAAAAGUUACAAUACACGGAGAGAAAUUUAUGCUAACCGUUCCUAAUAUAUUUAUGAUAUAUCAUCCCAUACCGUUAUGGUAAUGAUUACUUGGAAUUAUGGGAUAUAGGCCUACGCUUUCUGGAAAAAGUUCCCAUAAGUAUGAGAACAAUUCUCAUCAUUAUGGUAUCAGUUCCCAUAUUACUUGUGAAAAAAUUAUCGUAAUAAUUUCCAUAAUAUGACGGUAGUCAUUACCAUAAUACUAUAAUAAAUGUUACUAUGACAUUAUGGCAAUGGUUAACAUGUAUUAUAGUUAUCAUUACUAUUAUACUAUGAGAAUGGUUACCAAAAUAUAUGGUAAUGACUACCGUAGUAUUAUAGUAAUGAUAAAUAUAAUACAUAUGGGUGCCGUUCCUAUAAUCAACAUUUUAAAAAAAUCGGUUAUCAUACAUUAUGGAAACCAUCCCCAUAAAAUAUUGUAAUCGUUACCAUAAAUUUCUCUCCGUGUACAAAGUUCACAUGGUAAAAAUUAUUGUCAAUGCGCAGUUGUAUUUGUAAAAAGUCAUUGUUUCAUGAGAAACUACUACAUGAUUUAAAAUUGGCGCGGAAAUUUCAAUUUUUUAGAUUGAAUUUGGGUUGUAUGAUAAAAAUUACUCUUGUAUGGCAAAAAUUUGUUGCACAGAAAAAAUUACUAGAAAAACUGUACAAAGAAUGUUAUUACAAACAAAAAAAACAUUUAAUUGUACGGUAAAAACUUCCUAACCUAAAAAAAUAAACAUGCAAUUUCAAUUUGCAUAGCAAAAUAUAUGACCAUGUAAUUUUUACCAUACAGUUUUCAAAAAAAUCGUUGACUAAAAAUCUACCAUGCUGUUUUUUAAAAAUCUCUAUCUAAAAAUUCCUGGAAUUUUUACCAUGCAGAAGACUUUGGCAUGGUAAAAAUUUCAGUAAUUUUUACCGUGCAUUAAAAAAAUUUUAACUUUCGAUCCUAACUAUAGUAUGGUUAAAAAAUCCCAAAAUCUCAAGUUUGUUAUUUUUACACUUAAAUAUUUUUAGGUUAUAAAUUUAACCACACAAACAAACAACUACAUAAUCAUAAGCCACCGAUACGUAACAGUGUUAAUAUAUAAUUAAUAAAUAAGAUUACCAAUAAAAACAAUAAUUAUAGUAAUAAUUAUAAUAGUUAUAAUACUCAUAAU
Messenger RNA from Microplitis demolitor, 12455 nucleotides. RefSeq names its product teneurin-m (gene Ten-m). Gene Ontology annotation, biological process: motor neuron axon guidance. Lineage: Eukaryota; Metazoa; Arthropoda; Insecta; Hymenoptera; Braconidae. The transcript has 11 exons. The record is from RefSeq and is a predicted model, not a curated record. Bases 325 to 10074 code for a protein of 3249 amino acids.